This is a messenger RNA of Amphibalanus amphitrite, 2224 nucleotides long. RefSeq names its product dihydropteridine reductase-like. Gene Ontology annotation, molecular function: 6,7-dihydropteridine reductase activity; NADH binding; NADPH binding. Gene Ontology annotation, biological process: L-phenylalanine catabolic process; tetrahydrobiopterin biosynthetic process. Gene Ontology annotation, cellular component: cytoplasm. The transcript has 6 exons. NCBI's taxonomy places the organism in Eukaryota, Metazoa, Arthropoda, Thecostraca, Balanomorpha, Balanidae. Bases 392 to 1129 code for a protein of 245 amino acids. The record is from RefSeq and is a predicted model, not a curated record.
GGAGUUGGUCGCGGACUUUUGGCGGGAACGGACGUGCCUCGCGAGCUCCUGCGAUAUUUGCUCUUCUCUUGCUGAUCCCUAUACUCAAGCAUCUCAAAUCCUAAACUAAAUAUCGACAAGAAAAUUAACAUUUAGGGUUUAGCUUAAAGCUAAGGUUUUUCUUCAAGAAAAAGUAAAAGAAACCGAAGACCAAGGCACCUCCCCACUAGGGGGCGGCAGUUGUCUGCCAGAUGCCGACACUUCGUUCACCGGAACGCCCACUGACGCGUAAAAACACCAGAAAUGAAUCGUCAGCGUCGCCGGUGCGAAUGUCACAGGAAAGUGAGACUCGGGGUGGAUCGAGGUCAAAUUCGGCGAGAACUGGUGCCGGUGUCGAAAAUACUACGGAACCAUGUGCAGACAAAGAGCUCUCGCCAUGGCAUCUGUGAAGAAAGUUCUGGUGUACGGCGGCAAGGGAGCCCUCGGAUCCACCUGCGUUAAGGCGUUCAAGGCCAAGAGCUGGUGGGUGGGCAGCGUGGACCUGGCGCCCAACGAGGAGGCCGACGUGAACGUGCUGGUGCGCCCGGCCGACUCGUGGGAGGAGCAGCUGGCCGCCGUUCUCGAAGGCGUCGAGGGCGCGCUGGCCGGAGAGAAGCUGGACGCCAUCUUCUGCGUGGCCGGCGGCUGGGCCGGCGGCAGCGCUAAGGCCAAGGCCAUGGUCAAGAACUGCGACCUGAUGUGGAAGCAGAGCGUCUGGAGCUCGGCCAUCUCUGCGCACCUGGCGUCGCGCGUGCUGCGGGAGGGCGGCCUGCUGCAGCUGACCGGCGCGCAGCCGGCCCUGGGCCCCACGCCAGGUAUGAUGGGCUACGGCAUGGCCAAGGCAGCGGUACACCAGCUGGUGCGCUCGCUGGGCGCCGAGGAGAGCGGCCUGCCGCCGCAAGUCACCGCGCUGGCCAUCCUGCCCGUCACUCUGGACACGCCCAUGAACCGCAAGUUCAUGCCGGACGCCGACCACACCACCUGGACUCCGAUGGAGUAUGUGGCCGGGCUGUUCGGGAAGUGGGCCGAGGGCGACGAGCGGCCCAAGACCGGCAGUCUGGUGCAGCUCAUUACCAAGGAUAGCAAGACCGAGCUGGUCAACGCCGACUGAGCCGGCUCCGGACGGCUGCGGACGGCGGCGCGGUCCGGCGGGGAGCGUCCCGUGCUGCCGGCAGGAUAACCCCCUCCCCCCUCCCCUCUGUGGUGUGGUCUCUACCCUCGCGACUUUUGGGAGCUGUGGUCUGUCUUACUCUGAUUUUUCGGUUUGGUGAUUUUUGGUGCAGCGGCUGAAGCAGAGCAUUCCGAUGGUGCGCUGUGGGUUCGAAGGUUGUGAGUCGGGCAGCUAUCCGUGCCAGUAUGUCGUCGGUCAGUACGGAACGGCAGCCCGCCACGCGGCUGCUCAGCAGCGCCCCUGGUUUGCCAUAGACGGCGUCUCGCCUCAGCGUCCAUAGCACAAUUCUCUGGGUUCUCGGUCUAUCGAAACCUCCCUAACAAUUUAGCUACAAAGUACGCACCACCAGUCGCUUCACUCGCGCACCACUGUCAAACCCGGCCAGAUUUGAGUAUUCGGAAUAUUUUGAGUUGAGGUGGUUGUUUAUUCGAUUGUAAUGAAUUCAGCUCGUCUCCGAAGUCAGAGCGUUAUGUGCAAUAUUCGUGCUGAGUAUGUAUCCGCCUAACUGGGGUGUUCUGUGUCGUGGGACCGCCGCCUGGCCGGUGUUUCGGUGUUGUGGCCCUGCCGAUUGUUUGCACUGCCGCCGGUUACCUGGGUUUGAGGAGGUGAGCGACACAUUUAUUUAGACCUCGAUAGUGUGCCGGACGCGCCGGUGAUCUGUACGGGCUCCGGCGGCCGGCCCCCGAAAUUCACCGUCUACAAAAGUGUGCCAAAUAGCACGUGCACGGCCAAAUCUAUCGCUGUACGAAGCUCCUGGUGGAGGUUUUGUUUUCCCGCUCGCUGCCCAGGUGGCAGUGCCCACGAAUACUCAUGGUCUUGCCAGUCUCGUGCCAAUGUGCGUGUGCGUGUCUGUGUGUGCCUUCUCGAGGGACCAAGAAUGUCGGAGGCGUGAAACUGAGAUACCAGUCUUGUAUAGGACUAGCACUAACCAAUCUAUGUAAUUUUUGUGGUAUUAGAUUCGGGUACUGUUUGAUCGUGCAUGUUGUAAUUUGCUACUCAUUUGUUUUAUGAGGAAAUAAAUGUUGGUGCAAUCAA